AUGAUUGGUGUUGGGCUUUGUCCCCGACACACUCCAGUCAAGAGAAUAAGCAAUUGUGUCGUUGGCUUGGACCCAGUUUUAACAUUGGCGGAUCUCUGUGUUUUGCAUGUGCCACUUCUCUCUCCAGAGAAGAGCGGGAUAGAUCCUUCCGGUGCCUACAAAGCUGAUGAAAAGUAUAUCAGACCUCUGCACACAAACGCUAACACUCCGCACUUUGAACGAUAUGAAGAUGAUGAAAUGUUGCAGCAUGAAGAGCCUUUUGAGGAAGCCCAAUCUGAAGAAGAUGAUCAGGUGGAAUUUGACAAAUAUGUUGAUGUUAAGAUCCGGAAGAAUGAAAAUGGUAUUGACAAAUUUGGAGUUGUUCGUGGAAGAAAAAGAAGAGCAGAUGGCUUGAUGGUUGGUUCGUAUCAUGAGAAGCCUGUCUUGGACACUUCUAUUUAUGAAGUCGAAUGGCAUGACGGUGAAACUGAAUCCUAUCGUGCAAACAAAGUCAUUGAAGCAAUGAUGAUGAAUGUUGAUGAUGACGGUAAUAGUAUCCUCCAUGCGAAAGAAUUUAUUGAUCCCAGGACGGAUGGCACACAAGUCCAUGCUGAUGAUGGUUUUGUCAUGGUAAAGAAUAUGAAAGUUCCUCAAAGAACAACAAAAGGGUGGGAUCUGUGUGCUCAAAUUCAUGGUGAUGCCAGUGUUGUCACUCGUGAGAGUAUUUGUAUUGGAUUCUUGCUUGCUUUGUUAAAUGGUUUGGAUAUUUUGUCUGCUGACAUUGCUGGAGCGUAUUUGAACGCGCCUUGUGCUGAGAAGAUUUACACAGUACUUGGACCCAAGUUUGGAGACCUUGAGGGCCGCACUGCUGUUGUGGAGAAAGCACUCUAUGGAUUCAAAUCUUCCGGGUUCUCCUGGAGAUCUACGCUUUCUAAGACUCUGAGACAAGAAAUGGAGUUCAAACAAUGUCGUGGUGACAUGGAUGCUUGUAGAAAACCCGCUUUGAAGUCAAACGGCAAAAAAUAUUACGAAUAUAUUUCUUUUUACACUGAUGACCUUAUGGCUGUUUCUGAAAAUCCUCGUGCUUUAUUGGAGAGGCUUGGAACGCAUUACAUGCUCAAGCCUAAUAGCCUACAACAUUCCUUGGUGCAACAAUUUCAAAACGUUUUGUUGAUCCUAGUGAUUCUUGAAAAUGCUGGUCAAUUGGUUCAACUAACUAUUUGCUUGAAGCGUUACGUGUCGUUAAGUCUCGAAUCUCACAUCAAAAAUACAACUUGA
Cylindrotheca closterium is the source of this 1257-nucleotide messenger RNA. The record is from the annotation of a GenBank genome assembly. NCBI's taxonomy places the organism in Eukaryota, Bacillariophyta, Bacillariophyceae, Bacillariales, Bacillariaceae.